Molecule: messenger RNA, 1582 nt
Organism: Corvus hawaiiensis (hawaiian crow)
Lineage: Eukaryota; Metazoa; Chordata; Aves; Passeriformes; Corvidae
Gene: HACD4
Product: 3-hydroxyacyl-CoA dehydratase 4
Exons: 6
Coding region: 116-850 (244 amino acids)
Biological process (GO): sphingolipid biosynthetic process; very long-chain fatty acid biosynthetic process; fatty acid elongation
Cellular component (GO): endoplasmic reticulum membrane
Molecular function (GO): 3-hydroxyacyl-CoA dehydratase activity
Source: RefSeq, a predicted model, not a curated record
GGAAGAGGAAAGAGGAGGGGUGAUCUCCUAACAAACAGCUGUUGCAGCUGCAGAGAGGAAAAAGGAGAAAGCUCAGGAGCAGCAGCAGCAAUCCGACCCCUGCAACAGCUUUACCAUGAACAUCUACCUGUUUGUGUAUGACUUAAUGCAAUUCUGUGGACACUCAUGGAUAUUUACAAAUAUGAUCAUCAGGUUCAUGACAUUUGGAAAAGAUUCACUGGCUGACACGUUUUACUCCAUAGGACUUGUAAUGCGCCUUUGCCAGCUGUUAUCUGUAUUGGAGAUCCUGCACAUCCUCAUCGGCAUUGACAAAAGCCGUUUCCUCCCCAGGUUUUUGCAGAUCACUGAGAGAAUAAUUGUUUUAUUUGUCGUGAUCAACAGUCAGGAAGAAGUUCAAGGGAAAUAUGUCGUGUGUGUUUUAUUUUUCCUUUGGAAUUUAUUAGAUGUGGUCAGGUACACUUACAACAUGUUGGCAAGGAUGGGCAUAUACUACCUACCACUAACAUGGCUCAACUUCUCACUGUGCAUCCCACUCUAUCCCCUUUCAGUUCUGGCUAAAGGAUUUGCAAUUUGUGUAUCACUGCCUUAUUUUGAAUCCUUUGGCACAUACUCCAUCAAGCUACCAUUUCCAUUCACCUUCUCAAUCUACUUCCCAUAUGUUCUGAAAAUGUACCUGCUAGUGCUCUUUACAGGUAAGUAUCUCAUCUUCCAGAAAACUGGAUCUCAACACAACUGGGAUGCCUAUGGCAAGAAAAAAAUCAAAUCAGUACCAGGCCUUUCACAAAUUCUAACUCUCUCUGCCACAUCUCCUGCAGACCACUGCAGGGAAGUGCAUCACUACCUGUUUUGAUUUCCAGUAUCUUUCAAAUACAAACAGUUAAAUCUGCAAGAUACCAUGUAUCGUGCAUAAAAAUACAAACCAAUAAAAAUUGUUUCAGUGAUCCCAGCCUUACAGCUAUUUAGUGAAACUUGCUUUUUUGUUUGCUUUUUAAAAAAAAAAAUCAAUUCCCAUUUGAUCAUACUCUGGUUCUGUGCAACUCUUCCUCACUCAUAACUCCUAGCUGGGAUGAGAAGUUUUAUCGAAAUUAAGACUUUUACAGCUUGAUUAUUCAAAGGGAUGAAAAAACAAGGCCACUCCAAAACCUGCAUGUAAAUAGAUCCCUUCUCCUUUUCACCAAAAUACUUUCGAAAAAUUUCUGCUGGAUUUAGCUGCAUCAUACAGAAGUCUUUGUUCUGUCAUUGGCUUUAACAUGAAUUUGAAGGAUCUCAUCCUUAUGAUGUAGUGUUCUGAUCCUAAGUACAUGGAAGGAACUGUGCAAGGUUGCCAGAUAAAUGCUCUUAUUGUUCCUUCUAAACUAAUUGAAGACAGUUUGAAUUCUACUCCCUUGUUCUUACACCAUUUUGUGUUUUGAUUCAGGCAUGUGCUUUGUCAUCCAGAACCUCUUCCAUGAGAGAAUGGCACACCUAGGGACAGGCAACAUCAAAAAUAAAAGAAGUUAAGUUGAUAUUUUGUUUGGAAGGAAAAAAUACAUUCCUAGUGUAUUGCUGCAUGUCAUAAUUAAAAACAAAGUGGACAAAGAUA